AUGAUCUCAGAUAUGAAUCGAUGCUUAAAUCAAGGAAGGUUAUAUUUUUUUUUAGGAUUGGUUGAACAAUUGGAUAAUCCUAACUAUUAUUAUGUUAAAAAACAACAUGAAUUAAAAACUAUUAGUUUAUAUUGUAAUGAGGAAUUAAUAGAAUUAGAGAAGAAAAAUAUUACUUAUCUUCAACCAAUGAUAAAGCUACUAUCUGAUAACUAUCAAAAAAAUAACAUAAUUUAUCUUGGGUCUACAGAAGAAGCAUAUCAAGAAAUAGUUCACCUUUAUAAUAUUAAUAAUGUACAAAUAUUUUAUCCUUCAAAAAAAUACUCAAACAUUUGCACUGAUCCUUUUCAACCAUUGGAAUUAAACAAAAAGCAAUUAAUAAACAAUGGAUCUCCUCAGAAACCAUCAGCAAAACCAU
Cetraspora pellucida is the source of this 415-nucleotide messenger RNA. The record is from the annotation of a GenBank genome assembly. NCBI's taxonomy places the organism in Eukaryota, Fungi, Glomeromycota, Glomeromycetes, Diversisporales, Gigasporaceae.